Messenger RNA from Branchiostoma belcheri (Belcher's lancelet), 2678 nucleotides. RefSeq names its product beta-galactoside alpha-2,6-sialyltransferase 2-like. The transcript has 5 exons. NCBI's taxonomy places the organism in Eukaryota, Metazoa, Chordata, Leptocardii, Amphioxiformes, Branchiostomatidae. The record is from RefSeq and is a predicted model, not a curated record. The coding region runs from base 66 to 1325 and encodes 419 amino acids. Gene Ontology annotation, molecular function: sialyltransferase activity.
AACUUCUGUUUACUUGAAAAUUGAGGUCUAUCGCCCUCCAUCUUCAUCUUCUCAACGAUUGGUCAAUGUCUUAUGGUGACCCCAGCAUAGUGAAUAGGGUCACUGUUCUAUGUCCUCUAGGUCCUGUUGCGGUAACGACAUUGACAAAUGUUCAUUCGUCAAAAAUUAAUCAACAUUUUUGCACAACCUCCCAACAACCUGCGACAACGGUGUCUGCAGACAAAGUUCAAGCGUGGUCGUUAAUUUCAUUACCAGGAAAGUUUCCAUCUAUGUGGAGACAAAGAGCAAGACCGGUCUUCUUCUACCUAUUCGCCGUUCUCGUUUUGGCCUUCUUCGUGGUCCAUUUUCUGUUCGGGAGAAAUCGCUUCCAAGUCACCUUCCGACACAAGAAAGUUGCCAUUGCCGUGACUCGUGCCAAGUACCAGCCCUUGUCUAAACAUGAUCUGCUCUGCGAACUUAAGAGCCGGGCGUGGUUUAAGACGCUCCCAAGCAAGGAAGGCCCCUUUAAGGCCUUGAACUACUCCCAGUUGGAACCGAAGAACACCCUGUACCAGCUUCACCAUGACGGCUUCAACACCUGUGCAGCAGUGAUGAACUCUGCUGCUAUUCUGGGAUCAAAUCUAGGAGAGGAAAUAGACUCCCAUGAUGCAGUGAUGAGGUUCAACAGUGCACCCCUGUCUGAGAAAUACAGGGCAGACAUCGGUGUGAAGACCACCCUGCGUCUGAUGAACUCACAGCUCCUGGCCAACCCGAGUUACAACUUCUUUACAGAUCCCAUCUACAGGAACAUCACCAUGAUCGUGUGGGACCCUGCAGCUUACACUGGAGACAUGCAGGAGUGGUAUGAGAAUCCAGACGCCAACUUCUUCAGCUCGUAUGAGAAGCGUCGGAGGAUGUUCCCCCAGGAGCACCUGUACAUUACAGACCCACGCUUCUACUGGGAACUGUGGGACGUCCUGCAGGAGAACACAGAGGCCAUGAUCCACCCCAACCCACCCUCCUCAGGAUUCCAAGGCAUUGCAGUCAUGCUGUCGCUGUGCAAAAAGUUAGACGUGUACGAGUUCCUCCCAUCUGAGCGAAUCACCAUGAAAUGUCACUACUACGAGAAGUGGAACCUGAACCCAGCCUGUACCCUGGGCUGGUGGCAUGACCUUCGUGCUGAGAAGUACUUCAUACUCCGUAUGAACACAGGUACCAAGGAGGACAUCACCAAAAAGGGGAAGGUAACUCUAGAUGGAUAUAGCGCCGUCGACUGUAAAGCUACGUCACAUGCAGGUGUACUUACCUCUCUCAACAGAGGACUUCGGUUGCCCUCAGGAAAUUAAAAUUAGACCUUUUUCAUGGAAAUGUUGCAACUUUUUAAGUACGAUGCUGUUUGAUGAUGAACUUAUACCCUUCCACUAAAUUUUCAAUGGUGCUACUAAUGAAUAGGUCAAAAUAGCCUAGCCAUUGGAUUUUUUAUACUAUUUGUUUAAGUCAGGUAUUGAUGGCCUGACAUAAUUAAAAAAGUGAACACAAUUUCAAGUCAAAUAUUGUUGCAAUGCGAUAUCUUUAACAGAGAUAGCAAAAAGCCCUGUUUGUUUUAAACUCAGAAUUGUUGCGCAGCUAUAGCUGUAACAGCCAUGCCUUUUUUACCCAGGUUGUUGUGAGUAAUGGUUUGAACUGAAAUAAUGUUGCCAUGGCACACAGUGUAUUUGUAAUGUGUAGACAAUGUGUUGCUACUAUUUUCAGCAAAAGCAUUACACUGUGUCAAAGACAUCAAACAAAAGGGCUUAGACAUUUUUUCCCUCUGUUUCCUUUAUCUAAAACUGCACAUUUGUGUUGAACAUCAGUUCACAGCCAUUUGUACUUGAUCAAAUGCUAGAACAGAUCAUUACACGCUUGCCCACUCUUGCUGCUUUAUCAAACAUAGAAUUGAGCCAAGAUUUUAAUGUAAGUUCAGACAGACCUUCAUUAGUCUAACCUUGCCCCUGAUACAAGUACAUAUGAGGUACAUAGAAGAAACCUUCAUUAGCAUGGAGAAACUUAAAGUUCAGUGUGAAUACACUGUUGUAAGAAGGUCAUUGUCAUUAUUUUGAAAAACUCUAUACUAUAGUCUUUAGCAUUGCUAAAACUUUAGAACAUUGGCACUUGAUGGAAUUUGGUUCUGAUCAAUCACUCCUACAAGAUAUUGCUUCAACAGACAACAUAAAACACUGUCCUUAUACCAGUGCUUGUCACCUAAUACAUGUAAGCAAGGCUGAAAUAACAAAAGCGACACUAUCUUUUCACACUACUACCGGUAGCUUGCAAAUAUCUAAUGCUACUUAGACAUUAGUUGAAGCUAUUGACUUAUAAGAUAAUACCUACCCAUUAUCCAACAUGAUAGAUAUCUUUACUACUUUAAUUGUUAGAAAAAAAAAACAGUACAAUACUUUAAUUUGGAUGCUUUAACUGAAAAAGUAUGCUUGCGGACAAAAUGGCAGUGGGCACUGAACAAAUUUCUUAACUUUUUUUUUUCAAAACAGCAGCGUUUGGCACAUUUUCCACAACUGAGAAGGCAAAUACAUUUGUGUACUAAACGUUUGUACUUCCUGCUUGUCUACUGUGCUAGUAGUUUUGAUGGCUUGAAGACAUAUUUCAAAAUUCAUUUUAGGGCAAGCACACACUUUUUGGAGCACAGUAUGCAUUUUUUUUCU